Molecule: messenger RNA, 1160 nt
Organism: Laccaria bicolor S238N-H82
Lineage: Eukaryota; Fungi; Basidiomycota; Agaricomycetes; Agaricales; Hydnangiaceae
Exons: 6
Coding region: 3-1037 (344 amino acids)
Source: RefSeq, a predicted model, not a curated record
UGAUGGCCUCCCCGCAAACCCUGUUCAUCUUGGGCGCAACGGGCCACUUAGGCUCACAGUUCCUCGUCAACUUGGCACAUAGCCCUGCGAUCCCGCAACUCCGCGUCGUCGCGCUAAUCCGAAAGCUAACACCAGAAACCCAAGCCAAACUGAAAGAGAUCUACAAAGACUUAGAGAUCGUCGAGGGAUCGCUUGAUGAGGCCGCCGAGAUAAAAAGCCAAGCAGAGAAGGCUGAUUAUGUAGUGAACUGUGCGAGUUCUGAUCAUUUAGGGAGCAUACAAGCUAUCCUGGCAGGCCUCGGGAACCGCUCAGAAUCUACGGGAGUGCCCCCCAUAUACAUCCACGUCUCCGGGCUGGGCAUCAUAGGUGACAACUCUCGCGGCGAAUUCGUUGCCCCCGAAAAAGUACCUCAUUACUCGGACAUUGGGUUUACGAUUGACCAGUGCCUUCCUACGAACCCUCAUGUGGAUUGCGACACCGUCAUAGUAGCAGCUGGGACGAGGAAGGAGAGGCCUAUUCGAACGAUGAUUCUGUUCCCGGGGCUGUUUUACGGUAUUGGAGAUGGCAUCCGCAAGACCUCACUAUUGCUUCGCCUAUACGCCGGACUUGCCGUGCAAGCUGGGUUUGCAGGUACAUGGGGUCCGGGAUACAGCCGAGUAGAAAGUCUGCACGUCAAAGACUGUGCAGAGGCGCUAGUGAUCAUGUUUAAAGCCGCUCUGGAGGGAAAAGCGGACGAAGGCCGUGAUGGUUUAUAUUUCGCGGCCGCUGAGCAGAAAGUAGAGUUGAGGGAGAUGGCGAGAUUGAUUGGUGAUGUUAUGUUCGAGAAAGGACUCUUGGAAAAAGGCGGCUCGCAUCCCUUGCCUCCGGAGGUUAUUGCGCCUUUCAGUGAAGGUGGCUGGUCCCUUCUUGGAAGCAAUACGAGUGUCACCCCCGCGCGGUUGAAGCUGUUAGGUUGGGAGCACCGAGAGACGCGAAAAAAGAGCUUUUACGAGUCCAUCCCGGAAGAGAUGGAACUAGUUCUGAAAGACAUGCAGUAGGAUUUGAGCUGAGUCCGAGUCGGAAGGGCGCCGCGUCCAGGGUUUUGUUGGGCAGUUGGUUUUCGAGAGUUCGGGCGCGUCAAAUUCGUUGUUGCUGUUGAGUUUGAGCAUCGAUCUUAAUGC